AUGCGGCGGAAGCAGAAGCGGCUGCUGCAGGCGGUGGGGUUGGCGCUGGCCGCCCUCGUCUUCUUGCCCAACGUGGGGCUCUGGUCCCUCUACCGCGAGCGGCAGCUGGAGGGCGGCGGGGCGGCCGGCGGGGAGGGGGCCGCCGCCGCGAGGCCGCCGGGGGCAGCGGCCGGCGAAGCAUCAUAUGUGAGGCAAAAGAAAGACCCUUACUUUGGUGAUGGACAAAGGAAAAAGGACUGGCAUAACAAAGAAGCUAUAAGGAGAGACUCUGAACGUGUAGGAAAUGGAGAACAGGGAAAACCUUACCCAAUGACUGAUGCAGAGCGAGUGGACCAGGCAUACAGGGAAAAUGGCUUUAAUAUCUUUGUGAGUGAUAAAAUUUCUCUGAAUCGUUCCCUUCCAGACAUCAGACAUCCAAACUGCAAGAAUAAGCUGUACCUGGAGAAGCUUCCGAACACUAGCGUGAUAAUACCGUUCCACAACGAAGGAUGGUCCUCUCUCCUCCGGACAGUGCACAGUGUCCUAAACCGCUCCCCUCCUGAGUUGAUAGCAGAGAUAGUGCUGGUGGAUGACUUCAGUGACAGAGAACACCUGAAGAAACGCCUAGAAGAUUAUAUGGCCCAGUUCCCAAAUGUAAGAAUCCUCCGAACCAAAAAGAGAGAAGGGCUCAUAAGAACUCGAAUGCUGGGGGCCUCUGCGGCGAUAGGGGAUGUCAUCACCUUCUUGGAUUCCCAUUGCGAAGCCAACGUGAACUGGCUGCCACCUCUGUUAGAUCGCAUUGCCCGAAACCGCAAGACUAUCGUUUGCCCUAUGAUUGAUGUUAUUGAUCAUGACCACUUUGGAUAUGAGACUCAGGCUGGAGACGCAAUGCGAGGUGCAUUUGACUGGGAGAUGUAUUACAAGAGGAUCCCUAUUCCUCCUGAGUUACAGAAACUUGAUCCCAGUGAUCCCUUUGAGUCUCCUGUAAUGGCUGGAGGACUCUUUGCAGUCGAUAGAAAGUGGUUCUGGGAGCUGGGAGGGUAUGAUGCAGGUCUGGAGAUAUGGGGAGGAGAGCAGUAUGAAAUAUCCUUUAAGGUAUGGAUGUGUGGGGGUCGCAUGGAGGACAUCCCUUGCUCUAGAGUUGGUCAUAUCUACAGAAAAUAUGUUCCAUACAAGGUUCCAACAGGAGUCAGCCUGGCAAGAAACUUGAAGCGGGUGGCUGAGGUGUGGAUGGACGAAUAUGCAGAGUACAUAUACCAGCGUAGACCAGAGUACCGGCAUCUUUCUGCAGGGGAUGUCGCAGCUCAGAAGGAACUUCGCAACAACCUCAACUGCAAAAGCUUCAAGUGGUUCAUGAACGAGGUCGCAUGGGACUUGCCAAAGUUUUACCCACCAGUGGAGCCUCCAGCAGCUGCUUGGGGAGAGAUACGCAAUGUAGGAACUGGACUGUGUGUGGAUACUAAGCAUGGAGCCCUGGGAUCCCCACUGAGGCUGGAAAACUGUGUGAAGGACAGAGGAGAGGCAGCAUGGAACAAUGUGCAGGUAUUCACGUUCAGCUGGAGAGAAGACAUCCGUCCCGGGGAUCCUCAGCAUACCAAGAAGUUUUGUUUUGAUGCCAUUUCCCACAGCAGCCCUGUAACCCUCUAUGACUGUCAUGGAAUGAAGGGGAACCAGCUCUGGAGAUACAGAAAAGACAAGACCGUCUACCAUCCAGUAAGCAGCAGCUGUAUGGACUGCAGUGAGAGUGACCGAAAGAUCUUUAUGAAUAGCUGCAAUCCUUCAUCUCCAACACAGCAGUGGAUAUUUGAACACACAAACUCAACUGUCUUGGAAAAAUUUAACAGAAAUCUUGAUCUUUGAAAGACUGAGA
This is a messenger RNA of Gavia stellata (red-throated loon), 1849 nucleotides long. It is a transcript of the gene GALNT10, whose product is annotated as polypeptide N-acetylgalactosaminyltransferase 10. The record is from RefSeq and is a predicted model, not a curated record. Lineage: Eukaryota; Metazoa; Chordata; Aves; Gaviiformes; Gaviidae. The transcript has 12 exons. The coding region runs from base 1 to 1839 and encodes 612 amino acids. Gene Ontology annotation, cellular component: Golgi apparatus.